GACAAUUUUGCGAAUGAUUCACUGUAGGGCGAGGGCGCGUGUUUGGUGUUUGAAACUUGUGAAGUCGCUUAUCAAUAAUGCAGUCCGAUCAAGGAGAUAAUGUGCCAACUUUUAAAUGCGUUCUUGUCGGUGAUGGUGGUACAGGAAAAACUACAUUCGUAAAAAGGCAUCUAACUGGAGAGUUUGAAAAGAAGUAUGUUGCAACCCUUGGUGUUGAAGUACAUCCUCUUGUCUUUCAUACAAAUAGAGGGCCUAUAAGGUUCAACGUCUGGGACACAGCUGGUCAAGAAAAGUUUGGUGGCCUACGAGAUGGGUAUUACAUACAAGGUCAGUGUGCUAUAAUCAUGUUUGAUGUAACAUCGAGAGUCACAUACAAAAACGUGCCAAAUUGGCAUAGAGACUUGGUCCGUGUUUGUGAGAAUAUUCCCAUUGUUCUUUGUGGCAACAAAGUUGACAUCAAAGACAGGAAAGUAAAAGCAAAAUCAAUUGUUUUCCACAGAAAAAAGAAUUUACAGUACUAUGACAUCAGUGCUAAGAGUAAUUAUAAUUUUGAAAAACCAUUCCUAUGGUUAGCAAGGAAGUUAAUUGGUGAUCCAAACUUGGAGUUUGUAGCAAUGCCAGCUCUAGCACCACCUGAAGUUCAGAUGGACCCAGAAUGGCAAGCCAAACUGGAAAAUGAUAUGAGAGAAGCUCAAAACACAUCAUUGCCUGACGAAGAUGACGAUGACUUGUAAUCUUUUCAGCCAGUUCAUAUUUAUACUUAUUUGUAAAUUUUCAAGAGUUUGUACAGUGAAUGAAAUUGUUCAUCAGGGCAUCACUAUUUCGUUUCAUACAUUUCGCUCUCAUAUUUCAUUUGAUGAUUGAAUAUGUGCUGUUAAACUCAACCGUAGUUUUCAAGUUAAGAUCUGUGAUAAAAUGGGCAACUUCAUGUUAAUGUUCCGGUAUUUUUCUAUCAGAUUAAUAAAAAUUUGCGACUAUUGCUUCAUUCUGAAUUUACAAAUUGACCUUGCUUGUUUGCUUUUAAUUUAGCUCUGCUUAAAACUGUAGAGCUUCAUUGUAUAUAUGUAAUAUACUUCUAAAUUUGCAAAUUGUGUUAUUGGCAUAAAUCCUGGAAAUAAAAAUCUAAACUUUUGAUGGACAUUUAAAGCUCUUAACUGGUCUGAAACAAACGUGACCAAUUUAUGUAAAACAUAGAGCAUUUUAAAACCUUUUUUUUUACUUAGGUUAUCAUUGUGCCAUGUCUAUCCUCUGGUGAAGAGUAAAUUCAGUACUAUUAAAUAUUCCUCUAAGAAAUGAGUUUAAGAUUGUAAUAUUUACUAUGCAGUUUAUAUGACAAUUUGUAUAUUUUCGUUCUUAUAUUUCAGUGCAAGACACUUUGCAACACAUGUUUUAAUUCAUGUUAAAUAUGUACUUCAAAAAUUAAAUCUAUUUUAUUCCAAGUUAA
Molecule: messenger RNA, 1444 nt
Organism: Uloborus diversus
Lineage: Eukaryota; Metazoa; Arthropoda; Arachnida; Araneae; Uloboridae
Gene: Ran
Product: GTP-binding nuclear protein Ran
Exons: 7
Coding region: 78-734 (218 amino acids)
Biological process (GO): protein import into nucleus; ribosomal subunit export from nucleus
Cellular component (GO): cytoplasm; nucleus
Molecular function (GO): GTPase activity; GTP binding
Source: RefSeq, a predicted model, not a curated record